AUGGCGGAUCCGGUGACUGCUGCUGCUGCUGCCAUAGGAUGGGGCCUGAAAGCCGUAGGCUGGGUCGCCUCGCCCGUCAUCUCCGACCUUUUCAGGAAAAGCUCCUCCUUUCUCGGCUUCAACGCAUCGGAGAAGCUGAGACAACUUGAGCCGAAGAUUUUGCUGCUGGAGCGGGUGAUGGAGAUGGUGGCGGAGAGCCCUCACAGGGUUCGUCUCCAGCAGCUGUUCGAGGACCUCAAGACUGCUUUCUACGAAGCUGAAGACAUCUUGGAUGAUGUUGAGUAUCAUCGCCUCAAGAAGGAGGUCCAAGAUUACGAGCUCACCUCAGACGGGCCUCCAAGUACCAUGGAUUUGCUGAAGCACAAGGUCCAGUCCCUGGCCGUCUCCCCCCUAACAAAUAAGGAGACUGGUAUGUCCAAAAAGCAAUUAAAACGGAGCCUAGAGAAAAUAGAAAAGGUUAUAAAUGAAGCACACCAAAUUUUGGAAUGGCUGAACUUGCCCACUGUAAAUAAGGGACAGCCUAGUGCAGCCAAUGCAUGUACCACUGCAACUUCCCCAGUAAAGGUAAUUGGUCGAGAUGAGGAUCGUGACAAGAUCAUAGAAAUGCUUCAUGAGAAUGCCAGUCAUGGUAAGACAAACAUGAAUAGCAGUCUAUGUUAUUCUGUUGUUGGAAUUCAUGGCAUAGCUGGAUCUGGGAAAUCAACCCUUGCACAGUUUGUUUUUGCCCAGGAAGAAAAAGACAAGCUAGCCGAAAAAGAUGGCCAUUUUGACAUUCUAUUAUGGGUUCAUGUCUCUCAAAAACCUAGCAUCGAGGCCAUUUACAGGCGAAUGUUUGAGGCAAUUGAAGGAUAUGAUUGUGAACUUAAUAGUCUUGAUAGGCUACAACAAGAACUGAAGGAUAUCCUGACUAGCAAAAGGUUUUUCUUGGUACUAGAUGAUGUCUGGUGCAACAAGGAUGUUGGCGAGCAGAAUCUGCCACAAUUACUUUCUCCAUUCAAGAUUGGAAAGAGAGGAAGCAAGAUCCUAGCGACAAGUCGAAAUGUAGAUGCCUUCUCGGAUCUUGGUCCUGAUGUGGGAUGUGCCAAUUUUCCAAUUAGUGACUUGGAUGAUAGUAUUUUCCUUGAGCUAUUCAUGUAUUAUGCACUUGGAGAUGGGAAUGCAAACAAUGGAGCUGGGAGCACACUCUGGAAUAUUGGGGCCCACAUUGCAGAAAAGCUGAAGAGGUCACCUCUAGCAGCCAGUACAGUGGGAGGACAACUACGUAAAAGAAAAAAUGUUGAGUUUUGGAGAAGAGCUAGAGAUCGGGACUUACUGAACGAGACGAUGGGAGCUCUAUCAUGGAGCUACCAGCAUCUUAAUGAGCAGAUUAGACAAUGCUUUGCUUACUGUAGUAUGUUCCCCAGAGGGCAUCAUUUCAGACCUAAUGUGUUACUUAAGUUGUGGGUGGCAGAAGGGUUUAUAAGAAGUACUAAUGCAGGUAAGGAAAUGGAAGAUGUUGGUCAGGAUUACUUUGAUGAACUUGUGUCAAUCUCAUUUCUGCAAUAUGGGGGAAAGGAGUCCUGCGGUGAGGACUACUAUUUAAUGCAUGAUCUGAUGUACGAUUUAGCAGAGAGGAUCGCUGGACACGAUUGCUUUAGAAUUGAGGAUGGGUGGACAGGAGAAAUUCCUCCAGGUGUUCGCCAUCUUUUUAUUGAUACUUAUAAUGGGGAGAAGCUUGCCAUGAAGAUUUUUCAACUGGAAAAUUUACGCACUCUCAUCAUUAAAGUUAUCAAAUUAUGGACACCACGUGAUGAAGAAGUUUUCAAGAAUAUAAUCAUGAGGCUGCAAAAAUUGCGGGUACUGAAUGUGACUUUUGGUUUGACUUGGCAUGUCAAUUUCUUAGAACCUAUUGGUGUCAAGCAUAUAUGUCACCUUACUUACAGGAUCGGCAAAUCACAUGGUCUAAUUUUACCAAGGACCUUUAAAAAACUUCACCACAUUCAGACACUUGAUUUUGGUAAUUGCAAACGUCUUUCGCUCUCCAAAGAUGAAGUUGGGAUUAAUUUGGUUAGCUUGCGGCAUGUAGGGAAUGCCAGCAUUUUGAAGUUGGUGAACAUUGCCAGGUCGACAUCACUCCAAGAGUUAGGACCAUACUUCACAGUAAGUAAGGAAAGAGGUUGCAAUAUAAAACAUCUGAGGGAUCUAAACCAGCUUUGUGGCCGUCUGCGCAUUAGAGGUGUUGAAAAUGUUAAAGGCAGUGAGGAAGCUCUUGAAGCCAAGCUAGCUGAUAAGGAGCGACUCACCGAGCUAGAACUAUGCUGGGAUUGUGAUCAGGAGAGCUGCAAUCCAGAAGUUGAAGUAGAGGUACUUGAGGGUCUAUGCCCUCCGAAGGAUCUUGAAAAACUGGAACUCGGCGGGUACAAUGGAGCGAGAUACCCUAAUUGGAUGGUGGGUAGGCAGAACGGUGGCUUAAAGUGCCUGCAAGUACUUAAGCUCUGGAAAUGCAGCUUAGGGCCUGCUCCCGUUUUUGAGGUCUUCACUCUACUCCGUUUCCUAUCUCUUUCGGCAUGCAUCUGGGUGGCCUUACCAGAUAACAUGGUGCGCCUGAAAUCACUCGUGGAACUGUCCAUGGAAUUAUGUCAGAAUAUCCAGUCUCUUCCAGCCCUGCCCCACUCACUCAAGAAACUGUCCAUCAAAUAUUGUAAGAAUAUUCGGUCUCUUCCAGUACUGCCCCAGUUGCUUGAGGAAUUGUCCAUCGAUUACUGCCCGAAUAUUCAGUCUCUUCCAGUGCUGCCCCAGGCCCUCACGAAACUGUCCACUGUUGAUUGCCCGAAUAUCCAGUCGCCUCCAGAACUGCUCCGGUCCCUUGAGGAGUUUGAAGUUUGA
Triticum turgidum subsp. durum (durum wheat) is the source of this 2865-nucleotide messenger RNA. NCBI's taxonomy places the organism in Eukaryota, Viridiplantae, Streptophyta, Magnoliopsida, Poales, Poaceae. The record is from the annotation of a GenBank genome assembly.